Galleria mellonella (greater wax moth) is the source of this 1300-nucleotide messenger RNA. It is a transcript of the gene P37k, whose product is annotated as trypsin-1-like. The record is from RefSeq and is a predicted model, not a curated record. Gene Ontology annotation, biological process: proteolysis. The transcript has 7 exons. Gene Ontology annotation, molecular function: serine-type endopeptidase activity. NCBI's taxonomy places the organism in Eukaryota, Metazoa, Arthropoda, Insecta, Lepidoptera, Pyralidae. Bases 259 to 1275 code for a protein of 338 amino acids.
GCAUCUAGGCUGCACUCCGUCGGAUCCUGCCAGGCCAAGUGGAUAGCGAGUGAAAGUGGUGAUAGCUCUGUCUCUUUUCACCCUCGUCAGUGAGCAGUCACGGAUUCGCGAGCCGGUAACCGGUCACCAGCACUUGUGUUCAAAUCGCGAACGUCGAUCGUCCUUGCCAGUGAGUUCCGUUGCCUUAUUAAUUAGUGACUAACGCUUGUUUGACGUUUUGUUUGAAUUCGUGAAUCGAUCCUCAUUGCUGUAGCCAGAAUGAGAACAUUACUCAUAGUGGUAUGCCUCAUAAGUACAGUGUGGUCCCAGAACCCGAGCACCGUUAGCCCUGGAAAGCAUCAAGACAAAGGUUUAAUUGAAUGGAUUACGAAUCUAUUGGGGGGACCGCAGACCACCACGUCGAAACCGCAAGAUCCGCCUGAGAAUUGUCCUUCAUGCCAAUGUGGUAUACCUCGCACACGUCGACGAAUAGUCGGAGGCUCGGAGACGAAACAACUGGAGUUUCCCUGGAUGGCGGUGUUGCUGUACAAUGGUAGGUUUUACUGCGGUGGCUCCCUGCUCAAUGACCUGUAUGUGCUGACAGCUGGACAUUGUACUGUUGGAUUCCGAAAGGAGAGAAUGUCGGUACGUUUCUUAGAGCACGACCGCACCAGUGCUAACGAGACCAAGACAAUCGACAGGAAAGUGGCUGAAGUAAUCAGACAUAAGCGAUACAAUCCUGGCACUUAUGACAAUGAUAUUGCAUUACUGAAACUUGAUCAGAGGAUUGAUCUUAGCAAUGCUCUAAAGCGAGUUCGAGCCGACGGAACCUCUGAAAGUGGGUCAUCCGAGAGCGGUUCUAAUGAGGACAAAAACGAGGAUGUAGGACCUCGCCCCGUCUGCCUUGCCAGUCCCAGUCUCUCGUACACCAACUACAGUGGUGUCGUCACAGGCUGGGGUACAACUUCUGAGGGUGGGUCGGUGUCCAGUACAUUGCAAGAGGUCUCGGUACCAAUAAUAUCGAACGAAGCGUGCCGCCAAACCACGUAUGGGAAUCGCAUCUCUGACAACAUGCUGUGCGCAGGCGAGCCACAGGGCGGCCGCGACGCCUGCCAGGGCGACUCCGGCGGUCCUCUUCAUAUUCUCAACAGUACUAAUGAGCAGUACCAGGAAGUUGGUAUUGUAUCUUGGGGAGAGGGCUGUGCCAGGCCCGAGACACCCGGAGUGUAUACAAGAGUCAACCGAUAUUUAACUUGGAUUCGGAGCAACACACGGGACGCUUGUUAUUGUCAGUAAACAAAUAUAAAAAGUAUUUAUUAUA